This is a messenger RNA of Ostertagia ostertagi, 3084 nucleotides long. NCBI's taxonomy places the organism in Eukaryota, Metazoa, Nematoda, Chromadorea, Rhabditida, Trichostrongylidae. The record is from the annotation of a GenBank genome assembly.
AUGCGGGAUUCGGUGGUUGCUAACGCAUUCAUGAUUUCGGCACUGAUGACGGCGAGUCGUACAAAAGACUCGGUGGCUAUUAUCAGCAACGGAAAACUGCGCGAGAAAACACACGACGCGUAUGAUUCGCUUAUGAUAGCAGCCAUCAAAGACGCCAUGGUUCAAAGGGGCUUUACGCAGGUGGCCAAUAAUCAAAAUCCCGAUCUGGGUAUCAAUGUCAACAAUAUCAUCAACAGCUAUACAGGUUAUGUUGACUAUGGCAAUUAUUACAAUGAUUAUUACGGUUACUGGGAUCCUUAUUACUGGGGUUACCCCGGCUAUGGGUAUUAUGGGUCUUAUAUAGGAACCUACCAGGUGAACGAAGGGGUGAUUUCGAUAGAUAUGUUUGACCUCAAGGAUGCAUCUGCCAAUACGCGGAUCAAAUCUGUAUGGAAUGGCGUAGUGCGGGGAGAAGUGGGAAUAGAAACAGGCUCGCAGGCAUUUUACCAAAAAUAUCCACGGCAGCUGUACAAGACAGCAGACGGAGGCGAUUUAUCUGCCGUGGUAUCCAAUUCGGUGCAAACUGCGCCCAUCUUGCUGAAGGCACAGUAUAAUCUGAUGCCCAAUAGAAUGAUACAACCAUUUGUAGCGCUGGCUACCGGUGGCAAUAUUAUCACCUAUGACCAGUAUGCGGGAGAAUUCAGCAAUGAUGCCAAAACAAAAUUUGGAUUUGCCGCGCGGCCCGAGGCGGGUGUGUCCUGGAUUAAAAAUAUGCUGGUAGUAAAAGAAGAACAGAUGUAUGAGAAAAUAUACAGGUCGAUGGUGACCGUGGGUAACGACCUGAUGGAGCAGAAAGGUACCCUGCCCAGUCUUAAAAAUCCCAAGUUCCGGCCCGGAUUUAUGAUGCCCAGCGACCAGUUGCUCAAUGAACUGCUGAAGCCUUCUACCAUCGCAAAAAACUAUACCAGUUUUGCCAUCGAAGAAAAGUUAAAAAAAGCUUUUGAAGAGAAUGGUAUAAAAGACACCCAUUUUGAAUUUGCUAUUUCUUCCACCAUCGGACUCAAUACCUAUGAACUGAAAUCAGACAACCUGAUUAAGGUGCCCAGCGGCAGCGAAUAUGAAAACCUGAUGCCCGAAGAAACCAUGAUACUGGUGGUGCCGGAUAUUAAGAAAAGUAUUUUCCGCCAGCUGCGAUGGUUAAUGAUCGGUGCCAUACUCUUUACCCUGAUUAUUUGUUCUGCUUUUUAUGUUACCGUAAGCGCCUUGCUGCGGCAGAAAAAAACCAGUGAAAUCAAAAACGAUUUCAUCAACAAUAUGACGCAUGAGUUUAAAACACCACUGGCCACUAUUUCACUGGCAGUAGAUGCCAUGCGUAAUGAAAAGGUGCUGCAGGACCGGGAGAAAAUGGGCUAUUUCAGCAGCAUUAUAAAGGAAGAAAACAGGCGGAUGAACAAGCAGGUAGAAACCAUUCUGCAGGCCUCGCUGAUGGAGCGGCAGGAGAUACAGCUGAACAAAGUGCCCAUCCAUGUACAUGAAGUAAUUGAUCAUGUGCUGGAGAAUUUUCACCUGCAGCUGGAAGAUAAAAAUGGCAAGACUGUGCUGCACCUGAAUGCAGGGGCCGACCUGAUAGAAGGCGAUGAAGUACAUUUUACCAAUCUUAUUUCUAACCUGGUAGACAAUGCUGUUAAAUAUUCAAAAGAUAACCUGGUUAUUAAAAUCAGUACGAUCAAUACCGGCAGGCAUAUACAGCAUGCCGGUAGUAAUAUCAGGGUAUUGGUCACCAGGCUCCAGGCAGAAUACCUCAAUGCUGCCGCCACUUGGUUUCUGAAACAGCAGCCUUGCCUCUAUCACACGGGUAUUGUUAAACACCAGCAGGCUGUGCGGUGGCAGCCCGUUGGCCAGCGCGUAGUUCCUGAUAAUGUCUUCCGUCAUAUCACUGCCCAUGCCUGCACUCUUUUUGUACCAGCUUACCCAUAUUACAAGCGAGAAAUUGAAGACCUGCCAGACCAUGACGACGACAACCGCAAGUUAAAAAAGUAUUUCAACUAUGGGGUGGCUACCGCAGAAUUAGAUUCAGCUAACCGCCUCCUUUUGCCGGCUAACCUGAAAGAUUAUGCCGGUUUAACCAAAGAUGUAGUGUUGUCGUGCUCAAAAAAACGAAUAGAAAUCUGGGAUAAAAGUGGGUAUCAUGUGCCUGUGCUGCUUCGCGAAACAUUGGAUGGUUUGGCGAUACAGCCCGGCGGCAUAUACGUGGAUUGUACAUUCGGCGGUGGAGGUCAUGCAAAAGCUUUGCUGCAGCAACUCAAUGCAGAUGGCAGGCUGUUUGUUUUCGACCAGGAUGCAGAUGCAGCCAAAAAUGUGCCCGCUGACGACCGCGUAACUUUCGUGCCCAAUAAUUUCAGGCACCUGCAGCGAUUCAUGCGCCUGCAUAAGACAGCUUUGGUAGACGGCAUUAUGGCCGACCUGGGCGUCAGCAGUCAUCAGUUUGAUGAGGCAGAAAGGGGCUUUUCUACCCGCUUUGAUGCGGAGCUGGACAUGCGGAUGGACAGGCGGCAGGCACUUACUGCCUUUGAAGUGGUAAACACCUAUACUGAACUGCAGCUGCACACUUUGUUUGAACAGUAUGGAGAGGUAACCAAUGCAAAAACCCUGGCCCGCACCAUCGUGGCCGUGCGUGCAUCCACCUCACUAAAGACCAUCAGCAAUUUUAAAGCAGCCCUGCAUACAGUAGUUAAAGGAAAUCCCAACAAGUAUUUUGCCCAGACACCAUACAUGUUAACGACGCAGCAAAAGGAAGCAAAGAAAGACUGGAAGCGGCUGCUGAAUUACCAGUGGAUAGUAAAGAACAUUCCUUACUUCCUUUUCCUGAGCCUGCUGGCAGUCGUCUAUAUCUAUAACGGGCAUUAUUCUGAUAAUACCGUGAAAGACAUAAACAGAACCAGCAAAGAAUUAAAAGAGCUGCAGUAUGAAUAUAAAUCGCUGAAAAGCGAAGUGAUGUUCCGCAGCAAACAAAGCGAACUGGCAAAAGCGGUUGAGCCCCUUGGUUUGAAAGAACUGGUGCAGCCACCGCUGGUAUUGAAAGACAGCACGGGAAGUAGUCAUUAG